This is a messenger RNA of Pangasianodon hypophthalmus (striped catfish), 4432 nucleotides long. It is a transcript of the gene bms1, whose product is annotated as BMS1 ribosome biogenesis factor. Bases 187 to 4065 code for a protein of 1292 amino acids. The transcript is spliced from 23 exons. The record is from RefSeq and is a predicted model, not a curated record. Gene Ontology annotation, molecular function: U3 snoRNA binding; GTPase activity; GTP binding. Gene Ontology annotation, biological process: endonucleolytic cleavage of tricistronic rRNA transcript (SSU-rRNA, 5.8S rRNA, LSU-rRNA); maturation of SSU-rRNA from tricistronic rRNA transcript (SSU-rRNA, 5.8S rRNA, LSU-rRNA); ribosome biogenesis. NCBI's taxonomy places the organism in Eukaryota, Metazoa, Chordata, Actinopteri, Siluriformes, Pangasiidae. Gene Ontology annotation, cellular component: nucleus; 90S preribosome.
CAGAUAUUCGCGACGGAAGUAGUUCCGGAUGUAGUGCACACGUGAAAAACACUACUGGUGCUCACGAUUUGGGAAUAUGACAUGAUGAUACAAACCCACUGGGUCAGUUUAAAGUGAAUUUGAAUUUCGGCGUCAGUUGUUUUGAGAAGAAUAAGGUCUUAAAUCACAGAUCUCAGAGGUGUGAAGAUGGAGGGAAAGGAGCAGAAACGGCAUCAGCAGAAGCAAAGUGGCCCCAAGGCUGAAAAGAAGAAGAAGAGGAAGCAGAAGGAUCAGGGUGCAGAGCUGGACCAGGAUGAGCGCAAAAGAAAUCCAAAAGCCUUUGCGGUGCAUUCGGCCGUGCGCAUGGCCAGGACCUUCCACAGGACCCAAGACAUAAAAACUAAGAAACAUCAUAUACCUUUGGUAGACCGCACACCUUUGGAGCCACCACCUGUCUUGGUGGUUGUGAUGGGGCCUCCGAAAGUGGGCAAGAGCACCCUCAUCCGUUGCCUGAUCAAAAAUUACACACGGCAGAAGCUUUCAGACAUCUGUGGCCCUGUAACAAUAGUAUCAGGGAAGAAACGGCGUCUGACCUUUAUUGAGUGUAACAAUGAUAUCAAUACCAUGAUAGAUUUGGCAAAGGUUGCAGACCUGGUCCUGAUGCUGAUAGAUGCUAGUUUUGGCUUUGAGAUGGAGACCUUUGAGUUCCUCAACAUCUGUCAGGUUCAUGGUUUCCCUCGUGUCAUGGGGGUGCUCACACAUUUGGACUCCUUCAAAAAUACGAAGUCACUCAAUAAGACCAAGAAACGCCUCAAACAUCGCUUCUGGACUGAAGUGUACCAGGGAGCCAAGCUGUUUUACCUGUCUGGGAUGGUGUAUGGCGAGUACCAGACACAGGAAGUGAAGAACCUUGGACGAUUCAUUUCAGUCAUGAAGUUUAGACCCCUGGUGUGGCAAACCUCUCACUCUUAUGUUUUGGCUGAUCGGAUGGAAGAUCUAACUGAUCCAGAGGCUAUUCGAUUAGAUCCUAAAUGUGACAGAACUGUCUCUCUGUAUGGCUACCUGCGUGGGACAUUCCUGAAGAACAAAGGCCAGGUUCAUAUUCCAGGAGUAGGAGACUUCUCUGUAUCCGACAUCAGCUUUCUUCCUGACCCGUGUCCGCUGCCGGAGGUGCUGAAGAAGAGAGCUCUGAAUGAGAAAGAGAGACUGCUCUACGCACCCAUGGCAGGGGUUGGAGGAGUGGUGUAUGAUAAAGAUGCAGUGUACAUUGACAUGCCUGUUGGCCACGUCAAACAGGACCAGGAGGAGGUGCGUCCUGCCACAGAGCUGAUGCAGUCUCUCAUGGGCACACAAGCCACUCUGGAUGUCAAGAUUGCUGCCAGUAAAGUUUCACUGUUCACAGGAACUGCAGCACUGACUCCAGAGGAAGUGCAGGAGAAAAGCGGAAAGGAAGGACCUGUGGAGAGCCGAGUGUGGGACCCGGUCACUCGGAGAGAGAGGAGGAAAGCUGUCUUUAGUGACGAAGCAGAGAAAGACAAUGGAGAAGAAAGUGACGAGGAAGAGUCAGAUGAAGAAGGUGAAAGCAUGGAGGAAAAGGCAGAUGAGGAGGAGGAGGAGGAAGAUGAUGCUGAAGAAAAUGAUGAUGAUGAUGAGGAGGAGGAGGAUAGAGCUGAUGAGAGCAAACUGGACAAGAGUGAAGUGGCAAGGGAUGGAAGGAAAAUGGUGAAAGAGGCAGCUCCUCCCAUAAAGAGACAGAAGCUGGAGGAAAAUGGAAAAGACAGCAGGCCUGUGGUAGAGAUGCCUGUAUUUGCAGACAGUGAUGAUGACCUAGAGAAGAGUGAUGAAGAAGAAUCAGAAGAAGAAGAGAUGGAUGAGGAUGAAGAAGAAGAAGAGGAGGAGGAGGAAAUGGAGGAAGAGAAACAGAAUCCUCAGAAAAGAAGCUCAGCACCUCCAGACUCUGGUCACUGCUCUGAGGAGGACAGUGAUGAUGAUGAUGAUGAUGAUGAUGAAGGAGAGGAAGUGCAAGGUGAUAGCGACUCAGAAAUGGAAGAACAAUUAAAUGUUAAACCAGCCUUAAGAGAGGCUGCAAAGCUAAAGAUGGCUUCUGGUGAGGAGGAGGAGGAAGAGGAGGAGGAAGAGGAGGAGGAGGAAGAGGAGAUGGAUGCUGAAGACGAAGGAGAGCUAGGAUCUGAAACUGCUGGAGCACUACGCUGGAAAGAAGAUUUGACCCGGAAAGCCAUGGAAGCGCAUCAGAGACGACAGCGUGCUGCGCCUAACCUACGCAAGCUGGUGUAUGGCACAGUGGUGGAGGUGGAGGAGGAAGCAAACAGUGAGGAGGAGGAGUUGGGUGGGCUGUUCCGAGUUAGUCGGCCAGAGAAGAGUAAGAGAGUAAGAGCAGAUGCCGUGGACUGCUCACGUUUCCAGCCUGAUGCAAGCCAUGACUGGGACCAGGAGGAGAUGUUGGCCUCCAUAAGGGACUGCUUUGUAACUGGAAAAUGGGAAGGAGAUAAAGAUGCUGCUACUCUUCUUAAAGAGGAUGAUGAAAUUUAUGGAGAUUUUGAGGACCUGGAAACUGGAGAAGUUCACAAAGUAAACUCUGGGAAGGGAGAUGAAGCUGAGCAGGGAGAUGAUGAUGAGGGAGAGGAGGAAGAGGAGGAAGAAGAGGAACCCAAAUUAGUGAAGGUUGAUGAUGAAGAAGCUCAGAAAAACAAGCGCCUGGAAAAGAAGAAGAGACUGAAGGAGAGGUUCAAUGCGGAAUAUGAUGAUGGAGAUGCUACCUACUUUGAUGACCUCAAAGAGGAGAUGCAGAAGCAGGCUGAGCUGAACAGGGCUGAGUUUGAGGACAUGGAUGAUGAGACUCGUGUUCAGUAUGAGGGCUUCAGGCCUGGCAUGUAUGUGCGUGUGGAAAUCCCUGCGCUUCCCUGCGAGUUUGUUACCAACUUUGACCCACAUUAUCCAGUCAUACUCGGUGGCUUGGGAGCCAGUGAAGGCAAUAUAGGCUAUCUGCAGAUGCGUUUGAAGAAACACCGCUGGUAUAAUCGUAUCCUGAAGACCCGUGACCCACUCAUUCUGUCGUUAGGCUGGAGACGUUUCCAGACCAUUCCUCUCUACCACAUUGAAGACCACAAUGGCCGCCACCGCCUGCUCAAAUACACUCCUGAGCAUAUGCACUGUGGCGCCUCUAUCUGGGGACCUAUCACACCCCAGGGGACAGGCUUUCUGGCUGUUCAGAGUGUUGCAGGGACUCAAGCAAAUUUCCGCAUUGCAGCCACUGGAGUUGUUUUGGACUUGGACAAAUCUGUGACCAUUGUGAAGAAGCUGAAGCUGAUUGGAUACCCGUAUAAGAUUUUUAAGAACACCUGCUUUGUCCAGGGAAUGUUUAACACAGUGCUGGAAGUCGCAAAGUUCGAGGGUGCCUCUAUCCGCACGGUCAGCGGGAUCAAAGGUCAGAUUAAAAAGGCUCUGCGGACACCGCCUGGAACCUUCCGAGCCACAUUUGAGGACAGACUCCUCAUGAGUGAUGUUGUGUUCCUGCGUUCCUGGUAUCCAGUCUCAGUUCCUCAGCUGUAUAACCCAGUGACAUCUCUGCUGAUGUCUGUUGGUCAGAAGGACACAUGGAUGGGUAUGAGGACCCUUGGGCAGCUUAAACACGACUUGGGAAUAAGGAACCAACCCAACCAAGACUCUCUGUACAAGCCGAUUGUGAGACAGAAGAGACACUUCAACAUCCUCCAUAUCCCCAAAGAGCUGCAGAAGGCUUUGCCGUUCAAGAGCAAACCCAAACACCUGGAGGCCAUGGGCAAAACCCCCCGCGACCUGCAGAGACCCGUCGUGAUCCGGGAGCCCCACGAAAGGAAGGUGGCAGCAUUGCUCGAUGCACUGAGCUCAGUCUACUCUCACAAGACGAAGAAGGCUCAAGCAGAGCAGCGCAUGAAGCACAAAGAAUUCCUGAAGAAGAAGGAGAAGCAGGAGGCAGAGAAGCUGAAGAGGCAGAAGGAAGAGCGAAAAAAGGUGUACCGUGCUAUGGGACAGAAGGAGAAGAAGAAACUCAAGGCCAGUCUGAAGGGAGCUUCUAAGGAUGACUGAGCAGCUGCUGGACCUCAGCUCUGAGUCCACUGGACCCCUAUAGUCUGGCUGUGAGUCACUGAGAGUCUUUACACCAGCUGAUGUGUAGGCUCUCGUGUGGAGAUUUACAAUGUUGUGAGACAUGGAGCUGAGUCUUGUAUGUAUUUAAAGUUACAAACAAGAAUCAUGUGCAGUGAUGCUGCUUGCCAGCUGUUUGUGAGACUCAAAUGUGAGAAUUAUAGUCACCAUCCAAAUGUGACAGUCACACUUGUCUUGGAAAUGUGGAUGACUAUGUAGAUUUCUUGGUUUUCUUAUUCCUGCAAGUCAUGUCAGUUUGACACCAUGUAAAUGCUUUGUAAUGUUGCUUUUAAUAAAAGUAACUUGUGUA